GCGUUGACUGACAGGCGCACACAUACACACUCGGCCACGCGCGCGCCUCCUGGUUCCACUCACGCAGCGAGGUUCUGCGCGGGCCGCAUUGUCCGCCGCGAGCGCAGCUCACGCCCGCCAGCUUCGUCCAGCGCCGCCGCUACCCGUGCGCCCCGGGACCGCGGCGCCGAGCGCUGGUGGCGGGAUUCUGACACGGGAAGGGGGCGCGCCCGGGCGUCGCUGCGGGCCUCCGACGCCUCCGGCCUCGCGCGGAGCAGCCGCGGCAGCAGACUCUCUUUAGGGGAAGGUUCCCCAUCCCGCCUCAUUAUGUCUCGGCGAAGCCAGCGCCUCACGCGCUACUCCCAGGGUGAUGACGACGGCAGCAGCAGCAGUGGCGGGAGCUCAGUGACGGGGAGCCAGAGCACCCUGUUUAAAGACAGUCCUCUCAGGACCCUGAAGAAGAAAUCCAGCAGCACGAAGCGCCUCUCCCCAACGCCACAGCGGGACCCCUCCUCGGACACACACACCUCCUACUACGAGGAGUCCGUGGUCAAGGAGUCCUACUUUGGUAGCCCCCGGGCCAUCUCCCUUGCCAGGAACUCCAUCCUUAAUGACCAGCUACACAGUGACUCCUACUGGAGUGAUGACCUCCGGGUGAGGAGGAGGAGAGGCACAGGUGGCACCGAGAGCAGCAAAAUCAACGGCCUAGCAGAGACCAAGCUGUCCGAGGACUUCCUCGGGUCUUCUUCGGGCUACUCUUCUGAGGAUGACUACGCAGGAUACUCAGAGACGGACCAGUGGAGUUCAGGUUCACGGCUGAGGAACACUGUCUCCCGGGCAGGCUCUUUUUUCUGGACAGUGGUCACUUUUCCAGGCCGGCUUUUCGGACUCUUGUACUGGUGGGUCGGCACCACUUGGUAUCGCCUGACGACAGCUGCCUCUCUCCUCGACGUCUUCGUUUUAACCAGGCGCUUCUCAUCCCUGAAGACCUUCCUGUGGUUCCUCUUACUGCUGCUGCUCCUGACUGGCCUGACCUACGGUGCUUGGUAUUUCUACCCCUAUGGGCUGCAGACAUUCCACCCCGCUGUGGUUUCCUGGUGGGCCGCGAAGGGCAGUGGCCAGCAGCAUGGAGUGUGGGAGUCCAGAGACGCGUCCCCACAUUUCCAGGCUGAGCAGCGCAUUCUGUCCCGGGUACACUCUCUGGAGCGGCGCCUGGAAGCUCUUGCUGCCGAGUUUUCCUCCAAUUGGCAGAAGGAAGCCAUGCGGCUGGAACGCUUGGAGCUGCGGCAAGGGGCCGCUGGCGAGGGAGGCGGGGGCAGCCUGAGCCAUGACGACACCCUGGUGCUCCUGGAGGGGCUGGUGAGCCGCCGCGAGGCUGCCCUGAAGGAGGGCUUCCGCAGGGACACCGCUGCCCAGAUCCAGGAGGAACUGGUCACCCUGAGAGCAGAACAUCAACAAGACUCAGAAGACCUCUUCAAGAAGAUUGUCCAGGCCUCCCAGGAGUCUGAGGCUCGACUCCAGCAGCUGAAGUCUGAGUGGCACAGGAUGACCCAGGAGUCGUUCCGGGAGAGCUCCAUGAAGGAGCUGGGGCGGCUGGAGGGUCAGCUGGCAGGCCUGCGGCAGGAGCUGGCAGCGCUGACUCUGAAGCAGGACUCCAUGGCGGACCAAGUGGGCCUGCUGCCCCAGCAGCUCCAGGCCGUGCGGGAUGACGUGGAGUCUCAGUUCCCUGCCUGGGUCAGUCAGUUCCUUCUCCGAGGCGGGGGGACCCGCACUGGGCUCCUUCAGCGAGAGGAGAUGCAAGCUCAGCUGCAGGAGCUGGAGAGCAAGAUCCUCGCGCACGUGGCCGAGAUGCAGGGCAAGUCGGCGAAGGAGGCCGCGGCCAGCCUGGGGCGGACACUGCAGAAGGCAGGCGUGGUUGGGGUGACAGAGGAGGACGUGCACCGCGUUGUAAGCCAGGCCCUGAAGCGCUACAGUGAAGACCGCAUCGGGAUGGUGGACUACGCGCUGGAAUCAGGAGGGGCCAGUGUUAUCAGUACCCGAUGUUCCGAGACCUACGAGACCAAGACGGCCCUCCUCAGCCUGUUUGGCAUCCCCCUGUGGUACCACUCCCAGUCGCCUCGAGUCAUCAUCCAGCCAGAUGUGCAUCCAGGCAACUGCUGGGCCUUCCAGGGGCCGCAGGGCUUUGCUGUGGUCCGCCUCUCUGCCCGCAUCCGCCCCACUGCUGUCACCUUAGAGCAUGUGCCCAAGUCCUUGUCGCCCAACAGCACCAUCUCCAGUGCCCCCAAGGACUUCGCCGUCUUUGGGUUUGAUGAAAACCUGCAGCAGGAGGGGACGCUUCUUGGCCAGUUCACCUACGACCAGGACGGGGAGCCCAUUCAGACCUUUUACUUUCAGGACCCUAAGAUGGCCUCAUACCAGGUGGUGGAGCUGCGGGUCCUGACCAACUGGGGCCACCCGGAGUACACCUGCAUCUACCGCUUCCGGGUGCACGGGGAGCCUGCCCACUAGGCCUUCUCUGUGCUGCUGCCAGCCAGCUGGGCGGCCAGCCCCUCAGCGCGUGCCCCCUUCUCUGGGAGUGGGAGAGCAGCACCCCUGCCACUCCCCCCCACGCUUGAUCAGCGCACUUACUCCCAGGAGCAAGAACCCCUGGCCCCGUGGCGAUGAGAGAAUGUGCAGGGCUUUCCUAGUGGGCUCCAGUGUUUUAAUUCUCCGUUCUCUUCGUGCCCGGCACCGGCAUCUACUUCCGCCUCCUGGGAGGGUGUAUAUAUGUAGCAUAUCAUGCUGGAUGAGGCAGGAGGAGGGCACGAGCGAACCUUCCAGCAGCAGUGAAGCCUGACUGCCCCCUUGCCCAUGGCGGAGGGGUUGGCACCUAGGAAGCUCUGUUGGGAGGUGUGUGAAUGAUACAUGUGCCAAAGCCAUGGGUGGGCCAAGCUAGGGCCUGAGGCAGGGAGGUGAGGCCCUCUGGGGAGGGUGCUCACCGCACAGGUUGGGACUGGGCAGCAGGCAGGAAGCCAGUGCCAUCAGCCUAGGGGAGCCUGGCCCUUAAGGUCCUUGAAGGGAUUCUGUACUGUCUUUGUCCUGGGCCAAGGUGGGCUUUGGGGCGUCUUGUUCCCUAGAGGGGCUGGCUCUUGUAAGCCUCUGAGGGGCCCAGGGGCCAACCCCGUAGGAUCCCGUUCUGGGGACAGUAGUUGCUUUUUCUCUUGAUGCUGGGAUUGGGGCAUGCCUGUGCCCCAGAGCAAGCCUGCCACAUUCUCCCAGGGCACAGGAAGCCCAGACCUAUCCCUUGAGGCCAUAAGCAUCCAGGGCCCGCUAAAAGGGUGGGAGCAGGGGACUCCCUGGGUUCUCCUGGUGGCCCAGUGAUGAGUGAUAUUCAGGAUGUCAUGAUGGGAGGUCUGUCUGCACUGUGGGCCCUGCCCUACCUUCAUCACAAUCAGUCCCUGAUGUAAGGGGCCUCAGCUGCCCCUUUGGGGCUCCUUUCAGCUCUUGCUCAAUGCUGUUUCCUUUCUGGCUUUUUUCUAUGGGGGGUGGGGUAGGAAGGGGGCCUGAGGUGGGGGCUUUUUGACCCAGCAGGUCCUGAGUAUUAUGUAAAUAUUUUUCAAGGUCUGUUUUUUAACUGAAAAGCUAAGGGCUUGAUUCUUAGCCCCGUUCUGUGGGGCAUUGGGUGAUUUCAAUUUCUUGUAACCCGGCUGCCAAGAGGGGCUACCAUGCAGGCAGGUGCCCUUGGAAACAGGGCACGCUCUGAGUGGCUCCCGCACGAUGCUGGAAUGAAGGUGAGGCCCCAGGCCAUCCUGGGCUCCUCCAGCACUGGCCCCUUGCACAGCCUCUGCCCCCAACCAGGUUUCAUUUUGUGCUCUUCUGUCACAAAUGCUGCACUAUUGGGUUCUUAAUUUUUUAUCUCAAUUCUAAUUUAUGCCUAUGCAAAAAAUAAAUCGUGCCCAGGA
This is a messenger RNA of Hipposideros armiger (great roundleaf bat), 3920 nucleotides long. RefSeq names its product Sad1 and UNC84 domain containing 2 (gene SUN2). NCBI's taxonomy places the organism in Eukaryota, Metazoa, Chordata, Mammalia, Chiroptera, Hipposideridae. The record is from RefSeq and is a predicted model, not a curated record. Gene Ontology annotation, cellular component: meiotic nuclear membrane microtubule tethering complex; nuclear envelope. The coding region runs from base 307 to 2487 and encodes 726 amino acids. The transcript has 18 exons. Gene Ontology annotation, molecular function: protein-membrane adaptor activity.